AGAGCAACACCCGCUCAUGCAAAUGUGCAGUUAGUCAGAAUCUACUCAGAAGUGCAGUCUGUGCUGUCCGGGGGCAAGGCGAGGGAGUCAUCUUCUCCUCAGCCUCCCUCGCUCCUCCCCCCUGUUCAGUGAGUUAUGCACUAUUUGAGCCUUCAGGAGAGUAAGGAAAGUCAGACAUUAUAGAGACUGUUACCCUAGCAGACUCCCACUCCACAGAUACCCAGGGAACUGGAGAUUCGGCGUGCACAUUUGGCCACUAAGUCAUUUAUAUCCACUCUUCGGUUCAUGACUUGUGGCAGGAAAGAUGGCUCCUAUAGUGUGUUGUUUGUUUCUGCAGAAGAGUUUGUGUAUUGCUUCUUCAGGUAGCUGUUUUUAGGUAGUUAAACUUUACACUUUAUUAUUGUGUGACCUUUUUAACCUCCCAGCUGUGUCUUCUACUGGACUUACCAUCGUUCCUUCUUUGGACUGUCUCGACCCGCCUUCACCAAUGCUGACUGAACCGUGUGGAGCCAUGUCGAUGGGGUCAGACGUACGAGAUCUGACCCUCUUACCUCCAGUGCCUCCUGUGCCAUCCUUACCAGGCGCUGGUAGUGGUGGCUGUGGGAUGUCUGUCGGUGGUGGCCAGUGGACCCAGCUGCUGGACCUCCACCCCGGCUCUCCCUACAGCUCCCUGCCCUCCCACCACUCCCUCAUCAAGCAAGAACCAGGCUGGGGGACCACUGAGCCAAUAGAGGACCCUCACUGUGGACUCGGGGCCUUCACAGUGCACUUCUCGGGCCAGUUCACAGGCUCGGGUUGUCGAGUUGGGGCCUUCGGAGAGCCAGCUCCAAGUCAACCAAGGAUGUUUCCCAAUGGAACCUACCUGCCCGGCUGUAUGGACAGUCCUCCUGCACCCAGGAACCAGGGUUAUGGAGCAGUGGGUCUUGACAGCAACCCCAGUUAUGGUCACACUCCGUCUCACCACACCCCUCAACUCUCCAGCCUGUCCUUCAAACACGAGGACACUCUGUCACCACCAAACAACAUAGUUGACCAGCAGUACCCGGCUCCUCCUCCCAUGUUUGGUUGCCACAAUCCUUCAGAGUCCUGUCCGAGCAGCCAAGCUCUGCUGCUCAGAAACUACAACAGUGAUAACCUGUACCAAAUGGCGUCUCAGCUGGAUUGUGUAACAUGGAACCAAAUGAACAACCUUGCGUCUUCCAUUAAGAGCAGUGGCCAUGCACCCAGCUAUGACAGCGAGCCCAUAGUGCCGCCUCCACCCAUGCUCGUCAGUGCCCAGUACCACAUACACACACACGGCGUCUUCAGAGGACUACAGGAUGUUCGACGCGUAGCUGGUAUUGCUCCACCAGCUGUGAGGUCAUCAUCAGAGGCCAACGAAAAGCGGCCAUUUGUGUGUGCUUAUCCCGGCUGCAGCAAGAGAUACUUUAAACUGUCACAUCUGCAGAUGCACGGCCGCAAACACACAGGAGAGAAGCCUUACCAGUGUGAUUUCACAGACUGCGGCCGCAGAUUCUCUCGCUCAGACCAGUUAAAGAGGCACCAGCGCAGACACACAGGAGUGAAGCCCUUUCAGUGUGAGACGUGUCAGAGAAAGUUUUCACGGUCAGAUCAUCUUAAGACGCACACUCGGACUCAUACAGGUAAAACAAGUGAGAAGCCCUUUACCUGCCGCUGGUCCAACUGUCAGAAGAAGUUUGCCCGCUCUGACGAGCUGGUGCGCCACCACAGCAUGCACCAGAGGAACCUGACCAAGCUGCAGCCUGCCAUCUGAGCAGCAGAGAGGAGGAGGACGAAGAGGAAGGUGACAAUAUGUUGUGCCAACUAGUGGAGGAAGACGCUGGAGCCUGGUCAGCGGUUAUGGUGCCUUGCCAGACUCUGUGAGGUGGUGAGCACAGCUGAUGCCUCCCUCUGCCAGCCGACGACAAGAGACUCUGAUGAUCCUCGAGAUCUUCACCUCAACUAGCACAUAAAAACUGAGAGGGAACGAUACCACAGUAAUCCUGAGCCAAGAAGAAGAUGUUUUUCAUGUGAGAUGAGGAAAAAUGUUGAUACACUAUUUUGGAUAUUUUAGUACACUUGCACUGGCUUCUUUUUUUAUUGUUAAAAUUAUGUCACUUUGAAAAUGUGCUGGACAAUGUAAACUGGAUUUUAGGAAAUGGAUUUUUUUGUCCAUUAAGUUGUGCAUUGGGGAAUGUGAACAUCUUUAUAUUCUUACAGUAUAUACUCUCCAAAUUGCUUUGUAUAUAUGUGGUGUAUUUGCUUACCUUUAUAGGCAUUCCUUUUGUAUUUUCUAUAUUUUUUUUUAAGUUUAUAAAAUGUUGAUUCACAUUGUUGUCAAGGACUGUGUGUGUGAGAGAGAGAAAGAGAAAAGGUGUUGGUGUUGUCAGGUUAAGAGGCCACCUAUGAGUGGUGGUGGUGGGAUGAGGGGGGUGACAGACAGUAAAACAGCACCCCACUGCGACUCUGACAGGGUGCAGGUCUCACCCCCCUAAAUCUCCGACACACAUCUUCAUAACUAGGAACAUCUGGAGCCCGAUAAAUCUCAUUAGAAAAGACACAUA
This is a messenger RNA of Sebastes umbrosus (honeycomb rockfish), 2564 nucleotides long. It is a transcript of the gene wt1b, whose product is annotated as WT1 transcription factor b. Gene Ontology annotation, biological process: regulation of transcription by RNA polymerase II. Gene Ontology annotation, cellular component: nucleus. Lineage: Eukaryota; Metazoa; Chordata; Actinopteri; Perciformes; Sebastidae. The record is from RefSeq and is a predicted model, not a curated record. Gene Ontology annotation, molecular function: RNA polymerase II cis-regulatory region sequence-specific DNA binding; DNA-binding transcription factor activity, RNA polymerase II-specific. The transcript has 9 exons. The coding region runs from base 488 to 1774 and encodes 428 amino acids.